This is a messenger RNA of Bufo bufo (common toad), 6399 nucleotides long. Its product is annotated as desmoglein-1-beta-like. The transcript is spliced from 16 exons. The record is from RefSeq and is a predicted model, not a curated record. Gene Ontology annotation, molecular function: calcium ion binding. Gene Ontology annotation, cellular component: desmosome; plasma membrane. Bases 151 to 3600 code for a protein of 1149 amino acids. Gene Ontology annotation, biological process: homophilic cell-cell adhesion. Lineage: Eukaryota; Metazoa; Chordata; Amphibia; Anura; Bufonidae.
GUACCGCAUCUGCUCAUCUCUCACUGAAGAAACCUUUAACACCUACUUGUGAGAGCAGCCAGGAGGGAGCAUCCCUUUACUCCAACUGUGAGAUUAGGAUAAGCAGCAGGAUCACAGGGACUGUGCCUGACAGCACAGGAAAAGUACACAAUGGACUGGAAGCUCUGGGCACCUUUUAGUGCCUUCAUCAUUUUACUGAUAUGUUCGCAAUGCAGCUGUAACUGGAAAGUCCAGGUAAACAAAGGAAAAGAUGAAAAAGGUAAAAUCUCAUGGGAAACCUACCAUUAUAGACGACAAAAGCGUGAAUGGAUUGCACCUCCAACGAAUAUAGAGGAAGGAGUAAGCAACACAUACAGAAAUCCUAUAGCAAAGGUCCAUUCUGACAUAGAGGUGAAAAAAGGUACUAUAUUCUAUCGAGUGUUCGGACAAGGUGUGGAUCAGCCUCCAUAUGGGCUUUUUAAAAUAGACUCUAGAACCGGAGAACUGAGCGUGACUGAAGUUAUUGUGGAUCGUGAAGAAAUAUCAAUGUUAUAUAUUACAGUCCAUGCUGUAACAGCUUCUGGUCAAGAGGUAGAGAAGCCUUUACAGCUGCGGGUGAGGGUUCUGGACAAAAAUGACAAUCCACCAAUAUUCUCAGAAGCUGUUUUUGUAGGCUCCAUAGAAGAGAAUAGUAAAGCAAAUGCUCUUGUGAUGCAAAUCGUCGCCACUGAUGCCGAUGAAGAAAAUACAGUAAAUUCCCAAGUUGCUUACAGAAUAGUAUCACAGAGUCCCAGUGAUCCUGCAAUGUUUAUUAUUAAUCGAUAUACUGGCCAAGUCUUCACCAUGUCAAAUUUGCUGGACAGAGAGUCGGUCAGUGCCUUUAGUCUUGUGGUUAGUGGAAAAGACUUGAACGGAGCUGAAGGAGGACUGUCUGGACAAUGUGGUGCCAACAUCAAAAUUUUAGAUGUCAAUGACAACUUCCCUACACUUGAGUAUGACGUGUAUUCAGUUUCAUUCAAGGAAAAUAUGGUUGGUUUAACGGACUUAAGGAUGAAAGUUUUUGAUUUGGAUGAAAUGUACACCGAUAACUGGAUUGCAGUAUUCGAGAUAGUAUCAGGCAAUGAAGGAGGAUGGUUCGCUAUUGAAACAGAUGCUGAGACAAAUGUGGGCAUUUUGAAAGUUGUCAAGGCAUUGGAUUAUGAAGCAAUGAUGGCAGCCAAUCUAGCUAUUAUUGUAUCCAACCGGGCAGCUUACCAUUAUUCUGUCAUGUCUGAAUAUCAAGCAAAAGUGACUAGCAUAAAUGUUCAAGUCGAAAAUGUGCGAGAAGGGCCUGCCUUUAUUCCCUCCAACUAUAACGUGCAGAUUCCAUCAGGAUUAUCAGCAGAGGCUUUACUACAAUAUGUAUUAACAAAAUUGACAGCUAUGGAUAUGGACACUGGAGGACCGGCCACAAAUGUUGUGUAUUCAUUGGAUCAACAGUCCAGCAGGUGGUUUGUAAUUGAUUCUACGACUGGCGAGAUUAGAAUGACUUAUGAAUUGAUUCAAGAGUUAAUGAAUAACAAUAGGAACAACAUUACCGGUGGCACUGGCAAUAACAAUGGUACCUACACUGCAACAAUCUUGGCUACAGAUGACACUGAUUCAACCCUAACAGGAACAGGUACAGUUGAAGUAGGAAUGAGUGCAAACCCAAGUCAACCUACACCUACAGCUUGCCCUACGUUUACACAAGAACGCCGUGAUAUAUGUACCGAUAACAAGAGCGUUAUUAUUAAGGCUGUUCAAGAACCACUAAAUGCCCCUUUAAAGAUAACUGUUGCCGACAAUCCUUUCUGGACUGCCAAACCCUAUAAUGACACGGCAAUAAUUAUGGAAGGAAUAAAUUCUCCUGCUGUUGGUAAUUAUACUGUGAACCUUUCCGUUACCGACAAAAGUAAUGUUGCUUGCGGAACACCAAUUCGUAUUGGUUUACAAGUCUGUGAAUGCACUGCUGAUAAAAUUUGUGAUACUGCAAAUAUCCGGUCCGGAAAAAAUGUAUCUCUUAGCCCAGCAGCAAUUGGACUCAUAAUUCUCGGAUUUUUAGCUCUUUUGUUGGCUCUGCUCCUACUGCCGCUAUGUGUAUGUGGAUCUGGUGCAGGGGCUAAGUUUGUUCCGGUUGCAGCUGGGUAUGAUGGAGCUUUUCAUCAAUGGGGAACAGAAGGUGCCAAGCCUGAAGAUGUGGAUAUGACAAGCCCAUUUAUAACUUCAGGUGGCCCUGAUUAUUCUGAGGUCCAUGCAAGCAACUUUGGACAGGGAGUUGGUGCUGGUGUCGGAAGCGUAUCGGGAACAGCAGUGAGAAGUGGCCGAGGAGCUACUUCUGCUACUGGGAUUGAGACAACCACAGCUCUAGGAGAUGGGUUUGAUGUAGUUGGCAUGGGAGGAUUUUCAGGUGGAAGCAAUGUAGCCAAUUCUUAUAUGGGACCCUUGCCACCACCAUACGAAAAAAGUGGCACAAUGAACAUGGCUUAUGUGGAAAACUACUUCGCUGAGAAAGCAGAAUCGUAUGCCAAUGAAGAUGAGAGUCGCCCGGCAAAUGAUUGUCUUCUAAUUUAUGAUAAUGAAGGAAUUGGAAGCCCAGCUGGAUCUGUGGGGUGUUGUAGUUUUAUUGCUGAUGACUUGGAUGACACCUUCUUGGACACAUUGGGACCAAAAUUUAAAACACUGGCAGAAAUUUGCAUUGGUUCAGAGAUUGAUCCAGUGUCAAGUGGGCAUGAGCCGAGAUUAUUUCCAAAUGUUCCAAUAAUAGAAACUGAAAGAAAUGUUAUAUUAGAUGAUUCUGCAUAUAAUGUUCCAGUAAACCGAUCUCUGCCCGUUAGCUCUACAUACAUAACUGAGAGCAAUCUUCAACCAGCUAGACCUAUGGUAGAAACAUUCAUGCCAGGUAAUGUAGUUGUAACUGAGACUUACACAACAUCUGGGGGCACAUUGAGACCAGUUACCCGUAACGUGGAUUCCGGCCACCCUACUAAUAUUUUGGUAACAGAAAGGUUGGUUGGAUCUAAUGCAGCACCUGCACAUGGAGUUUUUCCUGAUUUGCAAAAUGGCUCCAAUGUCAUUGUGACAGAGAGAGUAGUCCGUCCAGCAUCUGGUGUUCACGAAUAUAUAGAGUUACCAAAUUUUACAAAUCUAGCAGAUGCAUCAAAUGUGGUAGUAACAGAAAGAGUUGUUGGACCAAAUAGUGCAAGGAUGUCUAAUUCAUUUAACAUCCCAGAUCUAGGUAAUGCACAGAACGUUCUAGUAACUGAAAGGGUGAUACAACCCAUCUCCAAUGUUCAGGGAAAUUUAAGCAUUCGCCCAGAAAUGGGAAGUUCUCAAAAUAUAUACGUAACAGAAAAAACAGUACGAUCUGGUCCAGCCAUGAAAACCCAAAUGUUGAGUGCAGAACCUCUGAUGACUCGCCCAGAAAUGGGAAGUUCUCAAAAUAUAUACGUAACAGAAAAAACAGUACGAUCUGGUCCAGCCAUGAAAACCCAAAUGUUGAGUGCAGAACCUCUGAUGACUCAAACAGUGGGUUCCACUUCCCCUAGUUUAACCCGCAGCAAAGUAACAAAGUACAGCACAGUUCAAUAUACUAACCAAUAAGUUUGUCAGCCGAACUAGACAUUGAUUUAACUAGACUAUAAAUCUAAUUGAGAUUCCUUCAAACUCAUAAAUAUUAAAGAGGUUGUGCAGCCAGUACAUAUUGAUGACCUGUCCUCAGAUAGGUUAUCAACAUCUGAUUGGUGGGGGUCCGACUCCCAGCACUCAUGCCAAUCAGCUGUUUCAAGAGGAGGUUGCACUCCUGCAUGCGGUACUUCCUCUUCAAGAUUACACUGCGCGCCAUCUUGGUGGUGCAGUGUAAUUACAAGUGCUUCAGUUGAAUGGGACAAGCCGCCGCUGCAAGACGACAUGCAGUGUAGUCUUGCAGAGGAAGUACUGCUUGCAGGAGUGCCACCUCCUCUUUAAACAGUUGAUCGGCAGAUGUGCCAGGAAUCCCCCCUCCGAUCACUCCGAUAUUGAUGACCUAUCCUGAAGAUAGACCACCAGUAUGUAUUGGCUGCACAACUCCUGUAACUCCUUAAGACCCAGAGGGAGUCAUAUAUCGAUCCAGGGCAGGCAAUCAUACAUCUGCUUCCAAUAGUAUUUGACCACUGAAAUAUAAUUGUACUGAAAAAUAUAUUUUUAUUGGUCAAAAAGGUCUUACAAAUGAAAAGAAUGUAUGGCUAGGGUAAAAACACAAGCAAACCAAUUCAUGAUUUGUCAAUGGAUUUUAAAUUCUCUAACAAAUUUGUCUUUGUGCAAUUUUAGUCCAAUUUUGUUUAUGUCCCAGUUUGUGUAAUAUAUGUAAAUUAAAAUUGUAUUACUGUGCUGUAAAUAUUCUUACAUUCAGAGCAGAACCCGCUACACAUUACAAUUACACGGCCUUGGUUACUUCACUGCAUGUCCACAACUGUAACUUCUAAAGUGUAUGCAGUAAAACAAAAAAAAUAAUGUUUAUAGCAAAUAUUUUUUAUAUAGUUCUGCUCCUUUCUAUUCCAUUACCCUAUUACAGUAUUUUUUUGAAAAUGUGUAUUAAUAUUAUUUGAGCCCCCGUGAUAAACAUGCAUGUGGAAAAGGGAGAAAAGGAGUGGUGAGACACUUUUAGUCCCACUUUUUCUCUGACUGUGACAGCAGAGUACAGUAUGACUGGCCCCAUACACAUCAUAGCCAUGAAAUGCUGCACUUAUUACAUCUUGUUUAAUAUGCACUGAUACAUUAAGACAUAGCUCAUUUAUUUUACUGCCUUAAAGUAAACUAAAUGUGCCCUAUUUUUCAAGGUUUUUAGGUGUAUAAUACUUAGAAUAAGGAUGGAUAAUAAUGCACCUAAUGCAGUAUUUGGACACUUUCACUUUAGAAUGAUUACUAUGUUUUGUUUUAAUGUAUAUACAGUAUAUUUAGCUGUUUCUGGUUUUGUAUUUAAUUGCUUUUUUGCUUUUAAAGUCUUUUUUCUUGCUUGUCCUGUUUUCUCAGUUACCUAUAUUGGGAUGGUUUAAGCAAUCAGUUGUGCGUCAGUGCUCUAUCUGAUCAAUUGUUAAAUAAAAUUAAUGAUAUUUAAUGUAUGAAUCCAGCCACAUACAGAAUCUGACCAUUCCAUUUUGUGGGCUGCUCGCUGACUUCUUUCAUAUUUGUGGUAAAGCUGAGAAUUGGCCGGACAAAAACCAUUGAGUGCAGUGUUUUUUCUCCCGGCUGAAUCCCGGCAUAUUUUCCAGGUAGCAGGAGGAUCCUCACCAGACCCUAAUAUCCGGCAAUGCAUGACUUGGAGAAAUUCAGAAUGCUCUGCCACAAAUAUGAAACUACGUUAUGCAAUCAUACUUACAAGUGUUCUCCUUCUUCUAGAACAUGGCAUCUGGACACUUGCUCCAUGAUUUGCAUAUCAACUCAUCUGUAAAAGAAAUUCCCUCAGCUGGAAAUUCAUGAAAUAUGCAGAGGGAUUAUUUCGUUAUACAGAUGACCAGUAGGAUCAUGAGAACAUUGUCAAAAGCAACCUGGAUCUUGAGAGCACUUCAUUAAAGGGAACCUGCCAUGUUGAAAAUGCAGUCCAAUCCAUAAACAGCACGUUAUAGAGCAGGAGUUGUUAAGCAGAUUAAUAUUCUCCCUGUUUUUGUGGGAUAAUUUUAAGUAAAUUUAAAUCUCUACUCAUUCUAGGCUUAAGAGUCUAGAAGGCGGCCCGAAUCAGUGACUGCUAUCUCUGUAUGCACUCACUUAUACAAAGAAGGCUGUCAGUGACUGAGUAGGACCACCUACUGGACUCCUUCUCUCAGCAUGAGCAAGCAUUUAAAUGAAUACAUUGCUAGUUCUGCUGAAUAUUUACCCUCAAAACUAUAUAUCUACUCGGCAAAUCCUGCUCUAUAACAGGCUGCCUGCGGACUUGACUAUAUUUUCAACAUGAUGGGUUACCUUGGCGAUUUUGGAGGCAGAGAGAUUAUGAGAUAUGCUUGUCCAUGAAGCGAAAAAGUGAAUUUUCAGGUUUUUUUUGUUUGUUUUUGCAUGUGGUUACCGGUGCUUAGCAGAUGGGCAGACUUCCUAACAACCAGAAUCCAUUCCAUUCCGUUUAGUUUUUAAGGAUAAUACAACCGGAUCCAUUUAGAACGGAUGCAGACGGUUGCAUUAUUGUGACGGAAGCGUGUUUGCUGAUCCAUGACGGAUCCAGUACAAACGCUGAUGUGAAUUGAAACCAUAGGCGGUGUGUCCAUAUUGGGUAAUAAAGAAAAUGAAAUAUCAAAUGUAUUGGUAAAUGCUAAAAAAAAAUUACAUACAUGUAUUUACAAUGUGUAAAAGUCUAGGAAAAGGCUAAAUGGAAAAUUUCAUUGUGAAAAUGGUAAAUAGCACUGUACUGGUGAGAAAUAUAAAUUAUGCUAUCCA